AUGUUCUAUAGAGCAGUUUACGGUUUAAAAGUAAUACACAAAGAAACAAGGGACUUAUCUGUCGAACAUAUUGACUAUGGAGCAAAUAAAACAUAUUUCGAAGUCGGUUUAAAAAAAACUGUUACCUGUAAAGCUACCAGCAAAAAUCAAAAGGUGGACUGGGUAGACCCCUCUGGUAAAGUCGUACAACGGGCUUCUACAAACAGGGUAUUUGCACAGGAGCAUUUUAUGCCAUAUCUACGAAACCGUAUUCCAGCUUUAGUUUUGACAUUCAACCAUGUAGCUGUCAGUGACACAGGACUGUGGGAGUGCCGAUCAGGGGACAUUAGUAAAGAGAUAUCUCUAUGCGUUAUAGAGCGAUCUGAAUUUGUGGACACACCUACCGAAGUCACUGUGGAGCUUGGCCGCUCCAUAACUUUGACUUGCCAAGCAAAAGGUGAACCUGAGCCAAGGCUCUCAUGGUACAGGAACGGCGAACUUAUUACUGAUCAAAAUUCAGAUUCAAAGUAUCGCUUGACGACGAAAUACAAUAGUCAAGGAUUUGAAAGUCUUCUUACUAUCACGGGCUUAGAAUCUGAAGACAGUGGCGAUUACGUUUGUGAUGCGAUACAAGAAAGCAAUCUUCUGGAUGACUGUACAGCGAGUACCACGUUUAAUAUAACAUUACAUGUUAAAUUCGCACCAAAAUUUGCCGAUGGAAAUUCUAUUAGCUACGUAGCGGGUAUGGAAAAUGAAAGUGUCAGCUUAGUUUGUGCUGCAGAGGGCUAUCCAGAACCAAGUUACAAGUGGUUUAUAGAAGUCAAUGAUUCUGAAGAUUCUGAGUAUGCAAAAGUUGAUGUAACAAAUGACGGAAAAAGUGCAAUUAUUAACGUGGUAGCAAAUGCAUCGACGUUCGGUCAAAGGUACCGAUGCCAAGCUUCCAAUCAGUAUGGAAACGUGAAUAAAUAUUUUGUAGUUGUGAAAUUAGAAAAACCAAAAAAACCAAGCCAGGUAAACGUUGACAAUGCUACACAUGACUCUUUGUACUUAAGUGUGAAAUGGGACCACGAAUUAUUUUUCACAGUUGACGAAAUCUUCGUACAAUAUAUGGAAAUGAAAAGUCUAAUGAAGAAAAAAGUUGGCAUACCAAGAGAAAUUGACUGGCAAAAAGCAUUUGAGAAUGAAAUAGAAAUUGAUCAAGGUAUAGAUGUAGAAAGCGAUACACCAGGUCUUAUCGUAACAUUACCUAACUUGGAAGAAGAAACACAGUAUUGGAUACGUAUAAGAGCUACCAAUGCCGCCGGUGACUCUCCAUGGUCAGAGCCGAUUCUUGUUUCGACAAUAGCAAAACCUGAAGAAAUUGUUACACUUGAAGAAGAUGAGAGUGACAGUGAUGGAGAAGAAGAACCAGAUGAUGCUGCCCAGAUUUCUGAUGGCACUUUUUACGGAAUAUUUUUUGCAGGUGGUAUUUUAGUUGUAGCUGUGGGGUGUAUGUUCGCAAUGCGACUGGUU
Brenthis ino (lesser marbled fritillary) is the source of this 1491-nucleotide messenger RNA. The record is from the annotation of a GenBank genome assembly. Lineage: Eukaryota; Metazoa; Arthropoda; Insecta; Lepidoptera; Nymphalidae.